Molecule: messenger RNA, 1940 nt
Organism: Podarcis muralis (Common wall lizard)
Lineage: Eukaryota; Metazoa; Chordata; Lepidosauria; Squamata; Lacertidae
Gene: SPG21
Product: SPG21 abhydrolase domain containing, maspardin
Cellular component (GO): trans-Golgi network transport vesicle; cytosol
Molecular function (GO): CD4 receptor binding
Source: RefSeq, a predicted model, not a curated record
GAGCCCUUCCGCCUCGGUAGCUAUGGAGCCUGUCGAGCUCAGGCUCCUUCCAUCGGGCCCUUGCCCCUUUUAGGGGGUGUGUGACGUCGAGUGAUUGGCGUGCGCCGUUGGCCCGCGCCCCGCCCGCUUGGGAGGCGGGGGCGGGAGAGCAGCGGGGUUGGCUGCUUGAGGGCGCCGCGGGACGAGGAAGAGGCGACGGCGGCGGAGGGGGCUGGGAAGAUACCACUGACGUGAGAAGAGGAGGGGGGGCGGAUACGAUAUUCGGGCUAUCCCUCAACACCCCCCACUCCGCCCUGUGGAAGAUCCGGUAAGAAAUGGAGGGGAGCAAAGGCUCGGGACCUCAGUGAGGUCGAUGGGGUACAGUGAGGAGGUUUUUCUUUACCUUGGGUUCGUUACCAACAUGGGAGAGAUUAAAAUCUCUCCUGACUAUAACUGGUUCAGAAGUACAGUUCCUCUAAAAAAGAUUAUAGUAGAUGACGAUGACAGUAAAGUUUGGUCGCUCUAUGAUGCAGGACCCCGUAAUAUUCGGUGCCCCCUUAUAUUUCUCCCACCUGUCAGUGGAACGGCUGAUGUUUUCUUCCAGCAGAUUUUAGCCUUGUCUGGAUGGGGUUACAGAGUCAUUGCUCUGCAGUAUCCAGUUUACUGGGAAAUUUUUGAGUUCUGCGAUGGAUUCAGAAAACUAUUAGACCAUCUACAGCUGGAUAAAGUCCACGUCUUUGGUGCUUCCUUGGGGGGCUUCCUUGCUCAGAAAUUUGCUGAAUACACUCACAAGUCUCCCAGAGUCCAGUCUCUGAUUCUGUGCAACGCUUUCAGCGACACUUCCAUUUUCAACCAGACAUGGACGGCAAACAGCUUUUGGCUAAUGCCUGCCUUCAUGCUGAAGAAAAUUGUCCUUGGGAAUUUUGCAUCUGGUCCUGUAGAUACCGAAAUGGCUGAUGGCAUUGAUUUCAUGGUUGAUAGGCUGGAAAGCCUGGGUCAGAGUGAGCUCGCUUCAAGACUUACCCUCAACUGCCAAAAUUCCUACGUGGAACCUCAUAAAAUCAGAGACAUUCCUGUGACUAUCAUGGAUGUGUUUGACCAGAGUGCUCUUUCCACCGAAGCAAAAGAAGAGAUGUAUAAGCUGUACCCCAAUGCUAGGAGAGCUCACCUCAAGACAGGGGGCAAUUUCCCAUAUCUUUGCAGGAGUGCCGAAGUAAACCUCUACGUCCAAAUCCACCUACUUCAAUUCCACGGUACUAGAUAUGCCGCAAUUGACCCUUCCAUGGUCAGCGCAGAAGAACUUGAAGUCCAGAAAGCCAAUCUCCAGGCCAGCAGUGAGCAAGAGCAGCAGCAGCAGCAGCAGCAGUCAUAGUCCUUGGGACUUGCAGAAUCUCUUCAUCCAGAGGGUCUUAUCCUUUUCUUCUUCUUUUGGAAGUCUUCCCAUCCAAUUGCAUCUUUUUCAGUUUGCCUUGAUUCCUUAGUACUUAACCGGUUAGAACUGUGUCCUUUAAAAUAGGUUGGACUGAUUUCAUUAAAUGAAAUGCAACUACGGACACUCGGUCACAUCAGUUUAAAUGAGCUGAAUUCAGAUUAUUAAAAAAGAGUUAAGGGUAUCACUUUGGAUGACUUGUUUUAGAAACAACAGUCUGAGAUGAACUUUUGCUACCAAAGCCUUCACGAUUGUGUUCUUAAAGAGGAUAAUCUUAUAUAUCCAUGCAGAGAGGGGGAUGUAUGUAUCAUGAGUGAAUUAUGUAUGUCUGCAAGUUCACUUACAAUUCAUAGGAUAUUUAGUUUAAAAAACUCUGUUGAAGUGCCAAUAUUCCUAUUAUUAUUUUUCUUUUAUAUGGUUGCCAGUUAAUGCUUUAAUUUGAGAUUAUAACGCAUUUGUUUUUUAUUGUCUUGCUUUCUAAUUUUUUUUGAAUAAAAAUUCAGUUUAGGAAAAAAGGCUCCUCUGCCAUCAA